Messenger RNA from Aphanomyces invadans, 1360 nucleotides. RefSeq lists its product as hypothetical. Bases 55 to 1272 code for a protein of 405 amino acids. NCBI's taxonomy places the organism in Eukaryota, Oomycota, Saprolegniomycetes, Saprolegniales, Verrucalvaceae. The record is from RefSeq and is a predicted model, not a curated record. The transcript is spliced from 7 exons.
GUGUGCCACACACAUCAAUUUCGCCCCACGCCGACACCACCAAAGCCGAGGUCGAUGUGGAAGAUGCGCUGGGCCGAUUCCAAGCUCGCCGUGGGGUUGCUGCUCCUCAUUAUUUCUCGCAGUGUCGACCGAGUCUACUAUACGCGCAUCACCUACGACUACAACGAGUUCCUCUGGUACUUCUCCAACAUCAUUUGCCCCAUUGCGUACCUUGUCACGUCAUGGCCCGUGGUUUGGUACAAGAUGUGGUUCACUCAGGAAAUCACGACUGAGAUGACCUCGUUCCCGCAUUACAAGUUUGCCAUCAUGGGUCUCUUCGACACUCUGUACAACCUUCUCACGGCAUUCCCCACGCCGCACAUUGGUGGCAACAUGUCCAACGCCUUGAACCAACUCAACCUUCCGUUUAACAUGAUCUUGUCUGCGAUCCUGCUCUCGACGCGAUACAAGCGAUCACACUACAUGGGCGCAGUCCUCGUCCUGUACGGCGCACUGGUCACGAUGAUUCCCGUGUUCCGCAACGAAGUAGCGGCGAAUAUGCCGGAUCCAUCCAUGUUUUGGAUCCUCUUUUACAUUAUCGGGUUGCUUCCCGCCGCCGGCUCAAACGUGUACAAGGAGGUCGGGCUCAAGGACGUCGAUCUCGAUAUUUGGUACGCCAACGCAUGGAUCAGCACAUACCAAAUCCUGUGGGGCGCGCUCACGAUCUGGACGAUUCAGCUGCCUGCUUUCUCGGACCCUCCGGUCUCAUGGCAAGACUUCCCCAACUACAUCUCUCAAGCACACAACUGCUUCAUCGGCAACCCCGCGACCUUCAACGGCAAGGAGCUGCCCUGUAACAAUGGCGUGUUUGUCACGUUCAUGUGGUACAUCUUGUUCAACUGCGUGUACAACCAAAUCAUGCUGUACGUGUUCAAGGAAGGCAGCAGCGUGCUUUUUGUCGUGUCCUCUGCCGUUUGCCUUCCAUUGACCGAUAUCUUGUACAUGGUGCCGUUUAUUGCAGGCCCCAAGGCGUCGCAGACGUUCACUAUCUACGAUGGGUUUGCGCUGUUUGUCCUCAUCAUGGGGAUGCUCGUAUACCAUUCAGAGAAGGAGGAGCGCGUGGAGGCUGCGACGUCGACGCAGAAAUCCCCCAUGUUUUCUUCGCCAAGCUUGCGCCAAGCGCAGUUGAUGCGCGGCCGACGCAAGUCGGGACGGGUAGGUGGCUCUGCCUUGGCGCUGCGUGCGCCCACUGUCAAGUACGGCACUGUGAAAGACUCUGGCAACGUGGUCUAAAGUCUUGUUGGCCGACUCCAGGACACACCACGUCGACGGUAACUUUAUCUCGGAUAACAUCGACAACGAGAGAAGUUUAUGCAUCCAA